Molecule: messenger RNA, 1655 nt
Organism: Arabidopsis arenosa
Lineage: Eukaryota; Viridiplantae; Streptophyta; Magnoliopsida; Brassicales; Brassicaceae
Source: the annotation of a GenBank genome assembly
AGUGUCUGUCUGAAGAAGCUUGAAUCUGUCGUGAUCAUCAAGAUUCAAGUUCUGUCUUAAAAGAUUGUUUUUGGUCUUCUUCUUCCUUAAUUGUCGGAAUCAGAAUCUUUCAGAUGGAGGAGAGAGAAGGAACUAACAUCAACAACAUCACAACCAGUUUUGGUCUGAAACAACAUGAAGCUCCUCUUCCUCCACCUGGUUACCACAUGGAACCACCACGGUCUGAAAACCCUAAUCUUUUUCCGGUGGGUCAAUCCAGCACUUCCUCCGUCGCCGCCGCCGCCGUGAAAGCUUCUGAGAAUGUUGCUCCUCCUUUUAGCUUAACAAUGCCGGUGGAGAAUUCUUCUUCUGACUUGAAGAAGAAGAGAGGAAGACCGAGAAAGUAUAACCCUGACGGCUCACUCGCUGUGACUCUCUCUCCGAUGCCUAUCUCCUCCUCCGUUCCGUUGACGUCGGAGCUUGGUUCUCGGAAACGAGGAAGAGGGCGAGGAAGAGGCAGAGGAAGAGGAAGAGGACGUGGACAAGGAAGUAGAGAGCCUAACAGCGACAACAACAACAACAACAAUUGGCUCAAGAAUCCUCAGAUGUUCCAAUUUAACAACACUCCUAGUUCUGGUGGAGGACCUGCAGAGAUUGUCAGUCCAAGUUUUACACCUCAUGUGCUCACAGUAAAUGCCGGUGAGGAUGUGACAAUGAAGAUAAUGACAUUCUCUCAACAAGGCUCGCGUGCUAUUUGCAUUCUUUCAGCUAACGGUCCCAUUUCCAAUGUUACACUUCGUCAAUCUAUGACAUCUGGUGGUACUCUCACUUAUGAGGGUCAUUUUGAGAUUCUGUCUUUGACGGGUUCGUUCAUACCAAGCGAGAGUGGAGGAACCCGAAGCAGAGCUGGCGGGAUGAGUGUGUCUCUUGCAGGACCAGAUGGUCGUGUCUUUGGUGGUGGACUUGCCGGUCUCUUUAUAGCCGCUGGUCCUGUUCAGGUAAUGGUGGGGAGUUUUAUAGCGGGUCAGGAGGAAUCGCAGCAGCAGCAGCAGAUAAAGAAGCAAAGAAGGGAAAGACUCGGGAUCCCGACAACAACACAAGCUUCUAAUAUCUCAUUCGGUGGAUCAGCAGAAGAUCCAAAGGCUAGAUACGGGCUCAACAAGCCUGUUGUUAUUCAGCCACCACCUGUGUCUGCACCACCUGUGUCCUUUUCGCAUGAGCCAAGUACUAACACAGUCCAUGGUUACUAUGCAAAUAACACAGCUAACCAUAUCAAGGAUCUCUUCUCGCCCCUCCCAGGAGAAGAUGAGGAAGACGAUGAGGAGGAUUUAGAAGGUGAAGAUGAUGAUGAAUUCGGAGGCCAUAGCGAAUCUGACACCGAGGUUCCAAGCUGAUGAUCGAUGGAAAGAAUCUGACAUUGAUCAGUCAUAAUCUUGAGUUGUUGCGACUUUUUUAUUUCGGUGUCUUCAGAUUUUUUUAGAGUGUAAUGGUAUUUUUUUUCAGAUUGUUAGUUGUUUUCCUAAACAGAGAUAUUCACUAAAAGUUAGGGCUUAUUCUAGAUGUAAUCUUUAGGGUUCUUUGACUUGUUUGUUAUUUUCUAUCCAAGUGGUUCUUGUAGAAGUGCAAAAAACUUAGUGAUUUUAAACUCUCUUCUUCAAUCAACUAUUCAAGGACUU